Molecule: messenger RNA, 449 nt
Organism: Diospyros lotus (date-plum)
Lineage: Eukaryota; Viridiplantae; Streptophyta; Magnoliopsida; Ericales; Ebenaceae
Exons: 3
Coding region: 1-402 (133 amino acids)
Source: RefSeq, a predicted model, not a curated record
AUGACGCAUGUAGAACUUACGAGCUCCGUAUUGGGCUUCGUCGCCAUCUCCUCAGAAGACGAGCUCGACUUCGUUUUCGUCGCCAUCUCCGCAGAAGACCAUCUCCGAUUUCGAGUUUCAGACCACUGGCGCAUCUUCAUCUUCUUCCACGCAAGCGAUCUUGGUCUUCGACCAUCGAUCUGGAGUCUUCGUCCACCGGUACCGAUCUUGGUCUGUGUUUCAGUGAGUGAUCUUCGUGCUCGCCAUCUCCGCCGAAGUCGACCUCCGAUUCUGACUUGCAGACUGCCAUUUAUCCUCAUCACCAUCUUCGUCCACGGUAAGCUUUCCGGCCCAACCAUAUCUGGUUUUCGGUUUAUCCUUCAUCUAAAUCUAAUGGGCAAUUUUUGUACUAAAAAUUUAUAAUUACAGAAAACUUUCACGAGUCCAACUUAUUAUUACAGAAAAUUUAG